AUCACCUAGCAUUCGCGUAACCACGCCAAACGACACCGAACGUCGUCACUUUGUAUCGCCAUCACUACAACAUAGAAAGGUCGUCCGACGACCGGACAUACAACAAAACCACCUCCGCCAAACAUACCGCAUCGAUGACGCGCCCGCCAACGGCGGUUCUAUUUCUGUUGUCAUGCGUCAUCUCGAUGUCGCCUGGGCCGCGUUUCACGGUGGUCACGGCCUCGUGGGUCGGGCACCCGGAAUCGCCGUAUGCCAAUAGGAUGGCGUUGUUUAAACACGUGCUACUCAACGACGCCCAGUGGUCGCCGGUGCUCAAACAAAAGGUUAAGUUGUCUGGGCUUAGCUUGCCGAAGUACCGCAGGACGGAAUUCAACGGAAAAGUUCUGGACCAGAUUCAGCUGGUGGCCAAGGACGAUGGCCAGAACCUGACAGCCAUGACAGUGCUACAGACGUUGAUGGACAAGACCCCGUGGUCUGGCACCAAUGUGAACUACACUGCUUAUGUGCUGAGCACGUCGGUUAUGUGUUUCACGUAUAACAACGUGAGGUUUCUGCUGUCACAGGUAAUCGACCGCGUUGGCAUGUUGGCGCGCAAAAUAUGGAAAACCGACAUAAAUAAAGACGACACAAAGGACAAGAAGGAGGAGGAGGAGGAGGACAAAAGUUCCGACGUCAAAUCCCAAGACCCGGUCGACGAAGGGAUCGAAGACAAGGUCGAUGAUGCGCUGGAAGACUUGCGCAUGACGCUUGGAAUACUAGUGGACAAGGUGGCCGCUGUGGACGGUGAGCUGGCCUUCUUUACCACCGGGCUGUACGACUUAGAUGGCGCGGAAAAGACCGACUUCGGUAUAUUCGAUGUUUUCGAGAUGAUGAGGACAGAGGUGAAUGAGAGGCUUGAACGGCACUGUCACAUCACCCCCAUUGAGGAUGUAUACGAGUACUUGAGCAAGUAUGAAACUCUGAACGUCUCUCCAACUCCACCAGGUGAGCUCACGCCAAAUGAAGAUACACUGAAACUCGAGCUAAACGAGUUCAGCAAGAUCAUCGAUUCAAUGAUAGACGUUUACGACGGGCUCAAUGUCGAAACGUUGCCUAUGGAGACUUGGAUUCUAAUACUCGAUUACAGAUUACCGAUCAGCAUGAACAUAAAAUUUUACAUAGAUGGUUAUGAAAAAAAUACGGUUGAACAAACUCCUAAAACAGAAAUGUCGGAACGAUUAGGAGAAGCGAUUAUUAAAGAAGGAAAAAAAUAUAAAUCGGGUGAACAACAAAAGAAUGUUUGGAGAAGACGUAAAAAACGGAUCCCUCGUACAAUGUCAAAUGAAUUAUGAAAAUCCCAGGGAGGUUGACCUGUUGAAGAGUUGGAAAAUUUGCUAAAUUUAAAUAUUGUAUUAUUAAAAUACCUAUAUUAUUAUGCAUAUAUUCAUUUAUUUUUUAGUAAAAAUUUAACUUGAAAAAUUUCUGUUAUUAAGGUAAAUUUAUAUAUUCUCUACUCAAUAAUAUUUAACUAUAUGGCAUAUAUUACAAUUUACAAUACCUUUAAACAAUAUAUUAAGCUUUAAAUUUCACUGUAUAAAUGAAACUAUACUCUUAUUGAAAUAUAACAGCGUCAGUGUCUCACAUUUUAUUAUUUUAAUUAUUAUUGUAUCACAAUAUUUUAGUUUAUUAAUAUACUAUAGGUACAAUGUAGAAUAUUACAGCUCUUAAAGUUAUUUUGUUAAUUUUUAUGAAAUUGUGUAUGUAAUAAAGUAUUAUAUGCGACAUC
Molecule: messenger RNA, 1765 nt
Organism: Myzus persicae (green peach aphid)
Lineage: Eukaryota; Metazoa; Arthropoda; Insecta; Hemiptera; Aphididae
Exons: 1
Coding region: 135-1331 (398 amino acids)
Source: RefSeq, a predicted model, not a curated record